This is a messenger RNA of Epithele typhae, 522 nucleotides long. RefSeq lists its product as uncharacterized. The transcript has a single exon. The record is from RefSeq and is a predicted model, not a curated record. Lineage: Eukaryota; Fungi; Basidiomycota; Agaricomycetes; Polyporales; Epitheliaceae. The coding region runs from base 1 to 522 and encodes 173 amino acids.
AUGCAGGAUUUCUAUAAGCUCUUCCCCAAAAUACGCCCAAACUUUCCUGGCCUCAGCAUCUACCCCGCAUGCGCCUUCAACAUUGGGCCCCAGACCGUUUGCGUUGACCAUGUCGACAAUCUCAACUACCCCAGCACGCCAUGCGCCAUCACAGCUGUUGGGAAUUUUGACUGCGACAGGGGCGGCCACCUCUACCUGCCGACACUCAAGCUUUACAUCCGAUUUCCGUCUGGAUGUACCAUUCUCAUCUCCUCAGCCUCAAUUCAGCACGGCAACACCCCUAUUGGGCCUGGAGAGGAGAGAUGCUCGAUCACACAGUACGUACCUGGCGGCAUUGUCCGCUACGUUCAACACAAGGGCCAACGGGUCAACCAGCUAGUAGAAGACAGAGCUGUUUACGAUGGGAAGAAGGGUAAGAAGGGGGUGAUUGGUGAUCACUGGAAAGAUCAGCUUUGUCGCCUCUCCCUUUACCAGGAUCUAGAGGCUGAUCGAGUGUUUUCGUCAUGGUCUAUGAAGAAGUAG